Messenger RNA from Seminavis robusta, 510 nucleotides. NCBI's taxonomy places the organism in Eukaryota, Bacillariophyta, Bacillariophyceae, Naviculales, Naviculaceae. The record is from the annotation of a GenBank genome assembly.
AUGCAUGUGCAGGGGAUGCUCUUCCCUCCAUUGGUGGAAGGUGACGAGCAACAAACGCUUCCGAAGGAUAUCAAGGAUCGAUUCUCCAAGGUCCGAUCUCUUCUAAGAGAAAAGGCUUCGUCGGAAGAUGAAGCGGAAUCAUCAGAGUUGAAACGCAAGCAAGAAGCCGCUGCCCUAGAAGCUGCUAGAGCCGUUCAGGAAGAAAUGGCCAGGCUGCAGAAUGGAAUUGCCGAGCUGGAAGCCUUGUGUGCCCUGCAGCAGCAACAACAACAGCGACUGCAACAACAGCCUAUUCCAGAACAGCAGUCUCAUGGGGAUGAAGAGGAGUCUUACGACAGCGAUGAAGAAGACGACGGAUUUGGUUGGGGGGAGCCAAAUGUAGUUCCGUUGGUCGUCAAUGCAGUCGUGGAACCAGAAGACAGGGAUAGAAGUACCGGUAGCCGUAGCAACAUGGAUUCUCUACUCCCAGAGUCGGAUCGAGCAGUCACCACGCAAGAUGUCUUUGGCUAG